GCGGGUGACUCCGACCCCUGGCUAGAGGGUAGGCGGCGUGGAGCAGCGCGCGCAAGCGAGGCCAGGGGAAGGUGGGCGCAGGUGAGGGGCCGAGGUGUGCGCAGGACUUUAGCCGGUUGAGAAGGAUCAAGCAGGCAUUUGGAGCACAGGUGUCUAGAAACUUUUAAGGGGCCGGUUCAAGAAGGAAAAGUUCCCUUCUGCUGUGAAACUAUUUGGCAAGAGGCUGGAGGGCCCAAUGGCUGCAAAAUCGCAACCCAACAUUCCCAAAGCCAAGAGUCUAGAUGGCGUCACCAAUGACAGAACCGCAUCUCAAGGGCAGUGGGGCCGUGCCUGGGAGGUGGACUGGUUUUCACUGGCGAGCGUCAUCUUCCUACUGCUGUUCGCCCCCUUCAUCGUCUACUACUUCAUCAUGGCUUGUGACCAGUACAGCUGCGCCCUGACUGGCCCUGUGGUGGACAUCGUCACCGGACAUGCUCGGCUCUCGGACAUCUGGGCCAAGACUCCACCUAUAACGAGGAAAGCCGCCCAGCUCUAUACCUUGUGGGUCACCUUCCAGGUGCUUCUGUACACGUCUCUCCCUGACUUCUGCCAUAAGUUUCUACCCGGCUACGUAGGAGGCAUCCAGGAGGGGGCCGUGACUCCUGCAGGGGUUGUGAACAAGUAUCAGAUCAAUGGCCUGCAAGCCUGGCUCCUCACGCACCUGCUCUGGUUUGCAAACGCUCAUCUCCUGUCCUGGUUCUCGCCCACCAUCAUCUUCGACAACUGGAUCCCACUGCUGUGGUGCGCCAACAUCCUUGGCUAUGCCGUCUCCACCUUCGCCAUGGUCAAGGGCUACUUCUUCCCCACCAGCGCCAGAGACUGCAAAUUCACAGGCAAUUUCUUUUACAACUACAUGAUGGGCAUCGAGUUUAACCCUCGGAUCGGGAAGUGGUUUGACUUCAAGCUGUUCUUCAAUGGGCGCCCCGGGAUCGUCGCCUGGACCCUCAUCAACCUGUCCUUCGCAGCGAAGCAGCGGGAGCUCCACAGCCAUGUGACCAAUGCCAUGGUCCUGGUCAACGUCCUGCAGGCCAUCUACGUGAUUGACUUCUUCUGGAACGAAACCUGGUACCUGAAGACCAUUGACAUCUGCCAUGACCACUUCGGGUGGUACCUGGGCUGGGGCGACUGUGUCUGGCUGCCUUAUCUUUACACGCUGCAGAAGAGAACACGGAGGCAAGGCGUGUGUCAGAGGCAGAGCUGGGGUUUGACCCCAGGCCGCUGGGCCCCCGAGCCCACACUCCUGUCCUCUCCCUGGGCAAAGCACCGCUUGACCCCUUCCCCCUCGCCCCCCAGGGUCUGUACUUGGUGUACCACCCCGUGCAGCUGUCCACCCCGCACGCCGUGGGCGUCCUGCUGCUGGGCCUGGUGGGCUACUACAUCUUCCGGGUGGCCAACCACCAGAAGGACCUGUUCCGCCGCACGGAUGGGCGCUGCCUCAUCUGGGGCAGGAAGCCCAAGGUCAUCGAGUGCUCCUACACAUCCGCCGAUGGGCAGAGGCACCACAGCAAGCUGCUGGUGUCGGGCUUCUGGGGCGUGGCCCGCCACUUCAACUACGUCGGCGACCUGAUGGGCAGCCUGGCCUACUGCCUGGCCUGUGGCGGCGGCCACCUGCUGCCCUACUUCUACAUCAUCUACAUGGCCAUCCUGCUGACCCACCGCUGCCUCCGGGACGAGCACCGCUGCGCCAGCAAGUACGGCCGGGACUGGGAGCGCUACACCGCCGCAGUGCCUUACCGCCUGCUGCCUGGAAUCUUCUAAGGGCACGCCCUAGGGAGAAGCCCUGUGGGGCUGUCAAGAGCGUGUUCUGCCAGGUCCAUGGGGGCUGGCAUCCCAGCUCCAACUCGAGGAGCCUCAGUUUCCUCAUCUGUAAACUGGAGAGAGCCCAGCACUUGGCAGGUGUCCAGUACCUAAUCACGCUCUGUUCCUUGCUUUUGCCUUCAAGGGAAUUCCGAGUGUCCAGCACUGCCGUAUUGCCAGCACAGACGGAUUUUCUCUAAUCAGUGUCCCUGGGGCAGGAGGAUGACCCAGUCACCUUUACUAGUCCUUUGGAGACAAUUUACCUGUAUUAGGAGCCCAGGCCACGCUACACUCUGCCCACACUGGUGAGCAGGAGGUCUUCCCACGCCCUGUCAUUAGGCUGCAUUUACUCUUGCUAAAUAAAAGUGGGAGUGGGGCGUGCGCGUUAUCCAUGUAUUGCCUUUCAGCUCUAGAUCCCCCUCCCCUGCCUGCUCUGCAGUCGUGGGUGGGGCCCGUGCGCCGUUUCUCCUUGGUAGCGUGCACGGUGUUGAACUGGGACACUGGGGAGAAAGGGGCUUUCAUGUCGUUUCCUUCCUGCUCCUGCUGCACAGCUGCCAGGAGUGCUCUGCCUGGAGUCUGCAGACCUCAGAGAGGUCCCAGCACCGGCUGUGGCCUUUCAGGUGUAGGCAGGUGGGCUCUGCUUCCCGAUUCCCUGUGAGCGCCCACCCUCUCGAAAGAAUUUUCUGCUUGCCCUAUGACUGUGCAGACUCUGGCUCGAGCAACCCGGGGAACUUCACCCUCAGGGGCCUCCCACACCUUCUCCAGCGAGGAGGUCUCAGUCCCAGCCUCGGGAGGGCACCUCCUUUUCUGUGCUUUCUUCCCUGAGGCAUUCUUCCUCAUCCCUAGGGUGUUGUGUAGAACUCUUUUUAAACUCUAUGCUCCGAGUAGAGUUCAUCUUUAUAUUAAACUUCCCCUGUUCAAAUAA
Molecule: messenger RNA, 2761 nt
Organism: Homo sapiens (human)
Lineage: Eukaryota; Metazoa; Chordata; Mammalia; Primates; Hominidae
Source: RefSeq, a predicted model, not a curated record